ACAAGACUUUUUACUCUCACCGCCCCCUCAAGUCCUCUCUUCUAUCUCUCUCUCUCUCUCUCUCUCUCUCUCUCUCAAGUACUACUCCUACUAUUUCCCUUCGCCGACCGGAAUUGUUCCUCUCCAGGUCUCCAACGCCUGAAUCUUGUUCCUGCCCGAAAUAUCGAAAAUUCCCCGGGGAUGUAGCCGAUAUUAUUUGAUUAGCCGCGGAGCUAGUUUCGGGAAAUAAACUGUCCGAAAGGCUCAAAAAUUAUAUCGAAACCUCACAUUCCGUGUGCUAUUUCAUUUCCACUGUAACCCUUUUUUCAAUCUCCGACCGUUGGCUGGUACUGUUCUCGCCGGCGGUGAGUUUUCCGGUGGCUAUCGCCCAUAAUUUUUUUCCUGGUCGUUCCCUGUACUUACAGAUCAUAUUGAGUCAUGUGUUUUGUUAAUUAUUUUGUUUGGUAAUCUGGGUUCGAGUCAGAACUUGAUUUAUUCUAGUGGAAACAGGAAAAAAAGAAAAAGAAGAAACAGAAAAGGCAAGAUUGACUGGUAGAUAGAUAUUAGGAGGUUCUGUUGAAACCCUAUCAAUUUUGUUUUGUAAUUGUCUUUUAGAUUGCCCUUUUUCGGCUACUAUUAAUUCUUAGGAUAGGCAACAAAGCUUUCCUGAUGGCGGCCGACUUAGACACCUCUUCAGCCAUGAAUGACUCCACGGCUUCGGCCGAAGCUAGCGUCUCUUCAUCGGGUAAUCAAAUAGUCUCGGCGCCGCCGGAGAAGAAGAAACGAAAUCUUCCAGGAAUGCCAGAUCCAGACGCAGAGGUGAUCGCUCUGUCCCCGAAAUCCCUAUUAGCGACGAAUCGAUUCGUAUGCGAAAUCUGCAGCAAAGGGUUUCAGAGGGACCAGAAUUUGCAGCUCCAUCGGAGAGGGCACAACCUUCCGUGGAAGCUGCGGCAGAGGUCGGGGAAGGAGAUUCGGAAGCGAGUGUACGUUUGUCCCGAGCCGUCUUGCGUGCACCACGAUCCGUCGAGGGCUUUGGGCGAUUUGACGGGGAUAAAGAAGCAUUUCUGCAGGAAGCACGGGGAGAAGAAGUGGAAGUGCGACAAGUGCGCAAAGAAGUAUGCGGUUCAGUCGGAUUGGAAAGCCCACUUGAAAGUCUGUGGAACCAGAGAGUAUAAAUGUGAUUGUGGGACUUUGUUUUCAAGGAGAGAUAGCUUUAUCACACACAGAGCCUUUUGUGACGCGUUAGCAGUGGAGAGUGGUAAAGCGCCGCCGGUUACUUCGUCGCCUCCGGCGUCACCACCGCCACCACCUGCUGUGUCUCCAUCAGCUGCUGUGAUAUCCUCUGUUUUGCCAAUCCAAAGUCCAGAGUUGACGGAAAAUCAGAUUCACAGCCAGAUCUUAGGUGAUGCACUGGUAACAACUGAUGUAGCUAGAAGCGGUAGCAACACCAGCAGCUCAAGCAGCAAUGGAAGCACAAGCAGUAGUGUAUUUGCUAGCUUGUUUGCAUCUUCAACAUCCUCAGCAGCAAAUUCAGUACAGCCUCAAACGCCUGGAUUUACCAGCUUAAUCCAAGCCAUGGCUCAUUCAACUGACCUCCCAGCACCAUCUCCAUCGCCUGAACCCGUUUCUCUCUGCCUCGCCACCAAUCACGGGUCCUCGAUAUUUGACACUGCAGGGCAAGAUCACCGCCAGUACGCUCCACCAGCUCCUCCGGCAAUGUCUGCAACAGCAUUGCUUCAAAAAGCCGCCCAGAUGGGGGCGGCUGCAACUAAUGCCUCGUUGUUGAGGGGGUUGGGUAUUGUUUCAUCGACGCCUUCUUCUUCUUCAGGGGAGUGGGGUCGGAGUCAAACUGAGCCGGAGAGUGGAUCUUUGACAGCAGGGCUAGGACUUGGGCUUACUUAUGGUGGUGGUUCUGGUCUGAAGGAACUGAUGAUGGGAACACCAUCUGUAUUCGGUCCCAAGCAGGCAACCCUUGAUCUUCUAGGCUUAGGGAUGGCUGCCGGUGGCGGGCCUACCGGCGGGCUAUCAGCCUUGAUGACCUCCAUGGGAGGUGGCCUCGAUAUGGCGGCCGCAGCUGCGUCGUUGGGCAGGGGAGAUUUCCGAGGUAAAGACAUGUGAUGAAGCUCUGAAUAGGGGGAUGGUGUAAAAUAGUGUGCAGGGGCAUGGGGCCUUUGGGAAGUUGACGAUGUUGAUGAAACAUUGGUUAGAUAUGUAAAAGUAUUCGUAAUUAAAGAUGUGUUAUUCUAUUGCUUUCUUUGGUAAGGGCAGAAGGACCAUUGUUUAAUAUCCCCAUGGUUUAUAGAGUACAUAUUAAAGUUGAAGGGAUGAGGAAGAAGAAGGAAAUCUGGAUGUGCCAAGGGGUUGGAUCGAUUGGGUUAGGAAGAAAACUUCUUGGAGUUUUGUUGUAUUAAGCAUUUUUGUUACUUUGAUUGUGUGUGCUGCGAUAGAUGGAUAGUGGAGGUGGAAUCAUAGUCAAUUUUCCUGGAAAGAUGGUACUGUUUUCAUCUUUUAUCCUUGCGAUAAAUGAAAAUUUUCUUCGCGGUUUGAAA
This is a messenger RNA of Rhododendron vialii, 2528 nucleotides long. Its product is annotated as zinc finger protein ENHYDROUS-like. Bases 649 to 2097 code for a protein of 482 amino acids. The record is from RefSeq and is a predicted model, not a curated record. Gene Ontology annotation, molecular function: DNA-binding transcription factor activity. The transcript is spliced from 5 exons. Gene Ontology annotation, cellular component: nucleus. NCBI's taxonomy places the organism in Eukaryota, Viridiplantae, Streptophyta, Magnoliopsida, Ericales, Ericaceae.